GGAACAGCGGGCACUGAGUCGCCUGGCAAGACAGUGGGCUCCGAGUCAACAGGCACGACAGUGGGCACCGGGUCAUCAGGUAUCGGAUUGUCUGGCUCGACAGCGGGCAUCGGGUCACCAGGUAUGACAGCGGGCACUGGGUCACCAGGCAUCAGGUCAUUUGGCUUGCCAGCGGGCACCGCGUCAUCUGGCAAGGCAGUGGGCACCGGGUCACCAGGUACCGGAUCAUCUGGAUCAACAGCGGGCAUCGAGUCAACUGGCUAAUAGGAUCGUCGGGCUGGAUCAGUUCAUCAUGCUGAGUAGCGGCAUCAGGCUGAAUGCAGGCAUCAGGCUGAGGAGAGGCAUCAGGCUGAGGAGAGGCAUCAGGCUGAGGAGAGGCAUCAGGCUGAGGAGAGGCAUCAGGCUGAGGAGAGGCAUCCGGCUGAGGAGAGGCAUCCGGCUGAGGAGAGGCUUCAGGCUGAGUCACAGAAGGCAGGUUCACCGGUUUGGAUACUGGCAGGAUGGUAUUGGUUGGAAA
This is a messenger RNA of Staurois parvus, 517 nucleotides long. NCBI's taxonomy places the organism in Eukaryota, Metazoa, Chordata, Amphibia, Anura, Ranidae. The record is from the annotation of a GenBank genome assembly.